Molecule: messenger RNA, 5176 nt
Organism: Salarias fasciatus (jewelled blenny)
Lineage: Eukaryota; Metazoa; Chordata; Actinopteri; Blenniiformes; Blenniidae
Product: DENN domain-containing protein 5B-like
Exons: 21
Coding region: 109-3939 (1276 amino acids)
Molecular function (GO): small GTPase binding; guanyl-nucleotide exchange factor activity
Source: RefSeq, a predicted model, not a curated record
GCACGGCACGGCAAAGCUCCGGAAUUCGAACCCGCAUCCUGCUGCUAUGAGCACCGCCGACAUCGGGCUGAAGUGAACCGAGCCGAGACACCAACCGACGCGUCGAAGAUGAGCGGAACUGCGGCGGCCGCGGGAUCGGCUUCGUGCCGUUUCGCCCACUAUUUUGUUGUGUGCGGAGUGGACGCGGACACGGGCCUGGAGCCGGACGACGGAGCAGGGGAGAGCUUCGAGCAGAGCCCUCUGCGACGCUCCUUCAAGUCAAAGGUUUUGGUGCACUACCCUGAAAACACAGACAGGAAUCCCUUCAACAAAGAUGCUGUCAACAUGCUCUGCAUGCCCAAAGGUCUGUCGUUCCGCACCCAGGCGGACAGACGCGACCCUCGCUUUCACUCCUUCACCAUUUCCUUCGACGAUGGCACGCGCUCCUACGGCUUCGUUCACACCUUCUACGAGGAGGUGACCAGCCCCCAGAUCAUCACCGCCAUGCAGACGCUCCUCCAGAUGUACCACGUGGAGCACCACUCCUCCUCGUCGGCCUCCUCCCCCUCCCCCUCCGCCUCCUCCUCCUCCGCCUCCUCGCCCUCCACCUCCAGCAUGGACUCGCUGGCGAGCAGCCUGGAUGAGUCGGACGCCGAGUCUCUGGCCGGAGUGUCCGGUUGCGUGGGCUCCUUCGAUCCGGCCCGCGACACCCUCUACGUGUCCAAAGCCCUCUGCCUCAUCACGCCGCUCCCUUUUCUGCAAGCCUCGCGGCAAUUCCUGGCGCAGCUGCACCAGGCGGUGACGUCCCAGACCGCCCCGCCGCUCCCUCUGGAGAGCUACAUCCACAACAUCCUGUACGAGGUGCCCCUGCCUCCGCCCGGAAGGUCACUGAGGUUCCACGGGGUGCAGGGGCCCAUCAUGUGCCAGCGGCCCGGCCCCGGGGAGCUGCCGCUGGGGGAGUAUUCCCUCGGGGAGGCUUUCUCCCUGCUGGGGGUGGACAAUAUGGUGAAGCUACUCACCUGUGCACUUCUGGAAACUCAAGUCCUGCUAUAUUCUCAAGACUACCAGCGUUUGAUGACGGUGGCGGAGGGCAUCACCACCCUGCUGUUCCCGUUCCAGUGGCAGCACAUCUACCUGCCCAUCGUCUCCACGCCGCUGCACCACCUCCUGGACGCCCCGGUGCCUUUCCUGAUGGGUAUCCAGCGCCGAGACGGGGCUCAGAGGUCCUCCCUUCACCUCCCGCAGGAGGCCAAUCUCUGCUUCGUGGACAUCGAUAACCACUGUGUCGAAGCGCCCGAGGACCUUCCCAGAUUUCCUGAUCAGGCCGAGCUCAUCCAGGAACUGAGCGAGGUGCUGUUGCACUUCGGGGUCCCGCCGCAGGGAGGAGUGGUCACAAAGCCCACCACCACUACCACCACCAGCAGCAGCAGCACCGCCCCCUCCUCCUCGCCAUCCGAGCGCCUCAGCAGCCUGGUGCUGGAGGACCUGAUGGAGGACAGGAGGAACGGGAACCUCGGCGGCGAGGAGCUGGCGGUGCUGGAGAGGCUGCAGGCUCUGGCGAGGAGGUGCGGAGGAGGGAAGCUGUCGGAUGACGGGAAGACGCUGGGACAUGUGUUCGAGGAGGAGGAGGAGGAGCUGAAGGCUGCGAAGCUGAACAUCAACCUGAGGGAGGUGUUCGCCGUGCGCUUCGCUGCCAUGUUCGGCAGGUAUGAGGAGUUCGUCAUCCACAGCGCUCUGGAUCUGGACUCUUGGCUGAGCAACCGAGAGGGAACGCUCAGUUUCGACAAGGGCUCGUUUCUCUCAUCUCAGCCGGCGGCACACCUGCACUUCUUGUCCCGCUUCCUGGAGACGUCCAUGUUCUCGUCUUUCGUGGACGGAAAAGUUAUUUCUCGCUGGGCCGACAGGGAGCCGCUGCAGCAGCUGUUUGACAGUCGCCUGGAGCGCGAGCGUCUGUACGACACCGGCGACGAGGAUUCCCGCAGCUGCCCGUACAGGAAAUGCGCCGCACUGUUUGAGUCAGCUCAUCCCAUUGAGCGCAGACUGCUGAAGGCCGACCACACGGCCAUACACCCCCACCUGCUGGACAUGAGGAUCGGUCAAGGCCGCCACCAUCCGGGCUACUUCCCCAAGCUGCAGGCCGACGUGCUGGCGCAGGCACAAAACACCAACAAGUGGUCCGGUCGUGUCACGGCGUCACGCAGAUCUGAACCCAAGCGAUCGUCACUCAACGAUCACUCAGGAGUGGACAAUGAUCACAGACAGAAACACACAUUUCUGAGAAGGACCCUCCGCCAGUCGAAACUGCUCGACUCAUCACCUCAGGCCGUCUCUCAGACUCACCGGGAGUUUGUGGAUGGGCUUCUGAGCGAGUGUCGUCUGAAGACCAAACGGAUGUUGAUGGAGAGGAUGGGAAAGGAGAGCGUGGAGCUGGGUCAGGGCGAAGCCAACAUCACCGGCCUGCAGGAAAACACACUCAUCCAUGGCCUGUGUGAUCUGCUUGAGAGGACCUGGGGCCACGGUCUGCAGAUAAAACAGGGAAAGUCUGCUCUUUGGUCACAUCUGCUUCACUACCAGGCCGCCCGGGGGAAGACGGAGGCACCAGCCGAGUCUCCAGGAUCAAACUGUUCAGACCAGAGAGCACUUGAUGAAGGCACUUUGCUCCUGAGAGGAUCGUUGGUGCAGGACAUGAGGUUCAUCCAGUCCAUGAGCGAGGGUCUGUCUGACGUGGGGCAAGCCCGAGCCUGGAUCCACUUGGCUCUGGAGAAGAAAAUGCUUUCCCAACACCUCAAAGAGCUGCUCACAAACCAGGAGCUGCUCAGGCAGCUGUACAAACCUCAUGCAUUCCUGCUCUGCGAGGAAGAAAGGGAGCAGUUUUUGUUCCACCUGCUCUCCCUCAACACCGUGGACUACCUCUGUUUUACACGAGUCUUCACCUCCAUCAGUAUUCCAUAUCGCGUUGUUAUAAUACCCAUGAAGAAGCUGAGCAUCGCUAUGGCAACGGUUAAUCCCUGGGUGUGUGUGUCAGGAGAGCUGGGUGAUUCAGGAGUUCGACAAAUCCCAAAGAAUACUCAAGAAAUCUAUUUCCAGUGCAAGAACCUGGGCAGACUGAGCACUCUGCAGCUGGGACAGGAGAACUCAGGCCUGCUGGCCAAGUGUCUGAUCGACUGUGUGAUGGUGUACAACGAGAUCACCGGACACACCUACAAGUUCCCGUGCGGCCGUUGGCUGGGGAAAGGCGUGGGCGACGGCAGCUUGGAGAGAGUCCUGAUUGGUCAGCUGGUGUCACCUGGUGCGGAGGAGGAUGCUGGAAGGUGGACAGGGACGCCUCCGGAGCUGGCCUCUCCUUCCCAGAGCGUACGGACAGUGCUGGGAUCGCUUGGCGGCCGGAGCAGAAUGCUUUCUGUUGAAGUGCACGAGGACAUGAGGGAGGCGGCGAAUAACCUGGUUAAACAUUUUCACAAACCUGAACAAGAGAGGGGAAACCUGACAGUGUUGUUAUGUGGUGAAGGGGGGCUGGUGCUUUCCUUGGAGAAGUUUCUCCUCCACGGGUUUAAAUCCAACCGCCUUUUCCAGAGGAACGUGUUUGUUUGGGACUUUGUAGAGAAAGCAGUGGUUUCCAUGGAGACCGCUGAUCAGAUGGGCGACCUGCAUGGAUCCACACUGACAAAAAGUCCACCCUGUGACUCACUGUGCCACUACGUCAACGCCAUCAAUGCCUCGCCCAGAAACAUCGGGAAAGAGGGGAAGUUCCAGCUGUUUGUCUGCUUGGGAAUCAGGGACCGCUUCCUCUACCAGUGGCUCCCCCUGUUGGCAGACUGUCCUCUGACAGCUCGGACGUAUGAGGACGGUGCUCUGCUGCGGGACCGCGCCGCCGUACACUCCCUGUCCCGCAUCCUGCACACCUUAAACGACUUCAGCAUCACCCUGGAAGCAGCACUGAUUAAAGGGGUCGACCUCUGACCCUGAAUCCCUUUCUGUAGCCUGAAGCACUCGAUGCCGAUGAGUGCAAACUAUCAUCUUUCCAUCUGUGAAGAAAAAGGAGGUACAUCCAGACUCUUGCAAAGAAACUUUAUCAUGAAAACAGCCACUGGAGGAGACGACGUCACUGGAAACUCAAGCACCAAACAUAUUGCCUUGUUCACUGAUGUAAAUGUCUGAUCUACUGUAUUUGCUUCAGGAAAUAGUCCUAUGCUUGUUUACACUGUGAAAUUCUGUUUUCCCAUAGAGGAUCAGAGUCAUUGAUACACUCACAUCCACAGUAGACAUCCACCCUGCUCAUGUCAUUUACUGUACCUGACCCUGGGACAACUAUACCUGUCUCUAACGCUGUAUUGCUUGCACUUGAAUUUUAAACAAAGCACUUGCAUGGCCAGAAUCUGUUUGUUUUGUCUUUGGGUGUUGUGACGUAAGAUAUCAAGACUCAGGCUUUAUUUAUCUUGUACUAGUUUUUCUUUACCUAAUGCAUUCAGUAUCUUAAUAGAUAUACUAUGAAACUGUUACCAGUGUAUAAUGUUAAAGAAUAUUACAUUAUUAUUAUGCCCUUGUUUGACUGCGUAAUGUCUGGCCUGAUUCUUUUUGUUUAUUUCAGUGUGGGGGGUCACAUGCUACAGAGUUGUGCUCAUGAAACCCACAGUUGGUGAAGCACUGGAACCAAACUGGUGUCCUAGUUGUGUCAGUUCAAAUAGCAUUUGCCAUUUUGUCAGAAAGCUUUUUAGUUUUUUUUUUUCUUUCUCUCGCAUUGUAAAUAAUUUCCCUUCAGAUCUUUGAUAGUAUUAUCCCAUCCAUGCAUCCAUCCCAUUUGACCUGUUCCAAUUUGUUAUGAUGGUGUAAUGGAUAUGUGGCAUAUUUUUCUGUAUAAAGGCAUCUUGUUUGUGUCUGUGUAAAACAAUAGAUUCCACUAUGGGCACCCUUUCUGAUGUGAAUAACAGUCAUGCUGUUGUUUCUAAGCUGUUCUAUUGUCUUUGUAAAAUCCAGACAAUGGAUAGAGCACAGGUUUGAAAAAAAAAGUAUUAUGUUGAUGUUGCAUUUAAUUUAACAGUUGAACUAUGAAAAUACUGUCUCUUGCACUAUCCCGCAAGCACUAUGUAACCCACGAUGACCAAGCCUCUAUUAUUGUUUAAAUACAAAUUAGGGAAAGCAAUAAUGAACUGUUAUUUAUGAAGUGUGCUGUCAAAGAUUAAAGAUAAUAUUGACAUAA